CCGGGGUGGGGACACUGCAGGUUUUCCUUUUUCCCGUAAUGACAUCAUGGCAAAUACCCAAACCAGACGAACCCAGCUCGGGUGACAUCCAGCAGGGCCAAGCCGGUCCGGGCCGGCUUGGGGGACCUGGAUGCCAGUUUAAGGGGCUGGGCACGGCGUCCUGCCGGGCCAGCGCGCUGGGGGAGGGGUUCUGCCUCGCCCGCCUGCGGAGCGGACUGUGCCCUAGGCGGGAACGGGGAUCGGCUGGGUAGGGCUAGGACGGAGCUUCUCUGGGCCAAGGAUCAAGGUCCCGGGCUGGGGUAAGCUCCGGUGCACCCUAAUCCGAAGGGGGACCCGGAGUCUGAAGGGGGCGCCGCAGAGCUUCAGCAGAGCUGAAUCCGCGCCACCUCGACUGCAGGCGGGGCCGAUUAUGUCCCCGCCCCCGGGGCGGAGCUAUCCCGUCUCGGGACACUCCCUCAAGAGAGGAGUCUCUCGGAAGCCAUCCUUCGGGGCGGAAGUCGCUCUGCCCCGAGCGCGGGACAGCGGAAACCGCCGCGCUCCUGUCUCUCUGUGCGCGUGCGCGAUCCCGUGUCUUCACUGCCUUCUGGCGAGGGGGGUCGCGGCACGCCGGGCCGUGGGUGCGCGCUCGGCUUUCGUGCCCGUCUCACCAUGGCGGGAAUCCUGUUUGAGGAUAUUUUUGAUGUGAAAGACAUUGAUCCGGAGGGCAAGAAGUUUGACCGAGUGUCUCGCCUGCAUUGUGAGAGCGAGUCUUUCAAGAUGGAUCUCAUCUUAGACGUGAACAUCCAGAUCUACCCUGUAGAUUUGGGUGACAAGUUUCGGUUGGUCAUAGCCAGUACUUUGUAUGAAGAUGGUACCCUGGACGAUGGUGAAUACAACCCCACGGAUGACCGGCCUUCCAGGGCUGACCAAUUUGAAUAUGUGAUGUAUGGGAAAGUAUACAGGAUCGAGGGGGACGAAACCUCGACUGAAGCAGCAACACGCCUCUCUGCCUACGUGUCCUAUGGCGGCCUGCUCAUGAGGCUGCAGGGCGACGCCAACAACCUGCACGGGUUCGAGGUGGACUCCAGAGUGUACCUGCUGAUGAAGAAGCUGGCCUUCUGAGCGCCUGCACCUCAGGCCUUCACUCAGACCCCCGGAGCCAUCGCCGUUCCUCACGUGCUGAGAGGCGCCGAAGGUGCCCUGAGGGGCACUCCAGGGAGCCUGGACGCAGCGGGACACUGACCGUGCCAUGGACUGACCUCUGAGCAGCGUGAAAUGAUCCCAAAAUUGUUGGUUGCAUAUGGCUUCUAGUUUUUUUUUAUUAAACAGUUUUGUUUUUAUUUUUCA
Sorex araneus (European shrew) is the source of this 1326-nucleotide messenger RNA. It is a transcript of the gene POLR2H, whose product is annotated as RNA polymerase II, I and III subunit H. Gene Ontology annotation, molecular function: DNA-directed RNA polymerase activity. The record is from RefSeq and is a predicted model, not a curated record. Gene Ontology annotation, cellular component: RNA polymerase III complex; RNA polymerase II, core complex; RNA polymerase I complex. The transcript has 5 exons. Gene Ontology annotation, biological process: DNA-templated transcription. Bases 649 to 1101 code for a protein of 150 amino acids. NCBI's taxonomy places the organism in Eukaryota, Metazoa, Chordata, Mammalia, Eulipotyphla, Soricidae.